This is a messenger RNA of Lacerta agilis (Sand lizard), 2150 nucleotides long. Its product is annotated as protein NDNF-like. Lineage: Eukaryota; Metazoa; Chordata; Lepidosauria; Squamata; Lacertidae. Gene Ontology annotation, biological process: extracellular matrix organization. The coding region runs from base 171 to 1841 and encodes 556 amino acids. Gene Ontology annotation, molecular function: protein binding. The transcript is spliced from 4 exons. The record is from RefSeq and is a predicted model, not a curated record.
CUUCUGCUUGAAACAUAUGGAAAAGUCAGUUCGGUCUUGUAAAAACAGGUUUCCCAGUUGUGUUUUUCAUCUGCCAGUGAAGAUCUCAAAAAGUCUGGGUCAGAGUGUUUCAUUUGGAUUUCUGCACAGAGAGAAAGUUGCCAGGAUAGCAUCUGUCUAAAGCGCUCACGAUGUCCGGGUCCCAGGCUUGCCUGCCCCCAGUGCUCCUCUUGGCCAUGUGCUUCUGCCAUUCGACGGAGGUAGCGCACAGCAUACAGCAAAGCUUCAAGAGUGAGCUCCUCAACUUUUAUCAUACAUUCAUCCUCGCAGAUGGCAAGGAAACCACAGUGCACCUCCUGGAAGAUAUACCCAAAAGGUACUAUUUUGUUUUAGAGAAAGGCAGGACCUCUGCACCGUUCACUGUGAGAGUAACUCCGUGCGAUGUCCCCAUUGAGUGGAGCAUCCAGGUCCAUAAGACUUCAGCAAACUACCUUGGAAAAGCAGCACGUGAUGAUUUGGACGUUCAGGAAGCCUUAAAGUUUCCAAAGACCAUGAAGACCGUGUCUACUCUCUUCAGCUACAGAGGCAAUUCUGUGGAGACAUACAUGGGGACAUCGUACUAUUCUGCUGUCUACGUGCUGGAAUUCCUGUCCAUUGAAAGAGACACCCAAAUCACGGUGUAUCUAACGACAGACACAACUUCUGAGCACCUGUAUCCAGAACUCCCAACGGAUCCACGCAUAGAUGUCGUUGGCAUUGGCCACACCACGGUAACCCUAGCUUGGAAGCAGAGUUCAACAGCCCUGCAGCACAAAGAAAAUGUCCAGUAUUGUCUUCUGGUGAACGAAAGGCAUAACUACAAGAGCUUAUGUGCAGCGGAAACAGCCCUAAGACCUUCUGGGGUGACGUCGCCCCAAGCGUUAGCACUCUCACUGUCCCCGUAUUUCCUGGACCCUCAGCAAGUGAUGAUCUUGCCCAACGGCGAACUGAGCCUUGUUAGCAAAGCUGGCAAUGGGGAGGUGAGGCAGAUAUGUGUUGGCACCAAGAACACCUACACAGUCACCAACCUGAGUCCCAGCACUCAGUAUUACUUCGAUGUGUUUGUGGUCAACUUCCUCACCAACGCCAGUGCUGCCUACACUGGAACCUUUGCCCGAACCCUCGAGGAACCGGAGCCCAAAGUCACCAUCCUAAAGGAUGGGAAGGUAAUUCAACUCACCCUGGAUGGGAGGAAACAAGCACUCCAUGAUCUGCAGUACCAAGCUGUGCAAAAGCAGGUUCAGUUUGCUUUUCAGUCUUGCAGUGGCCAAAUACGGGUCAAGAUAGCCAGAGGUGGGAAAGUGCUCAUGUCAGAGAGCUUUGCCGGCUUGAGGCACUUCAUGCUGAAGGGAAGGCCGGGAGACCUUUACCUGGUGCACCUGGGUUCCACAGAACCUUCAAACGCAUCUGUGAAGGUACAGGUGUCCUCUCUCUUCCACAGGCCUUUCUUCCCAGCCUUGCCAGAGAGUUUGAAAAUCAAGUCAUUCAGCAAGCUGAGGACUUGCAAUUCGGUCACCAUUGCCUGGCUGGGCACACAGCAGGUGAGCAAGUACUGCGUCUACAAGAAACAGAUCGAGGAGGACCAGGUGUGGAUGGAAACCAGGAACGCUGACAGGUGCUCAGGGCCAGAGUCAAGGCAAAAAGGCGACAAGGUGCUGUGCAAAUACUUUCAUGAUCUCAAUCUCCGGAGAGCUGUGACGACCGAAACCAUCGGCGGGCUUGAAGCAGGCACGGUCUACUUAUUUGAUGUUUACCUCAUUGGGCCUUCUGGGAUUCCAGUCAGAUAUUACAGUAAAGUGGUAAAGACGCGGAAGAAAUGUUGAAGUUCUCCUUCAAAGAUGGGUUCCUGAGGAAUUGACAAAGUUGGAGGAAUUCCAUGCACGGGCCGCAUUUGUGACCCAUGCCACUCAAAACGUGCUCGGACUGGGACAGAAAACAGUGUUUUAUGUUGCAAGAUUUGAGAGGUGGAAUCUCUGUGUAGAAAAGUAGACUUGCUCCCAGGACCUUUCCCCCUGCAAUUCUAUCUCGCUCUUAUCUGCAAUUUCAUUGAAAGGGUUUAAAACAGAAGGGUGGUAUCCAACUAACUUUUACUCAGAGCAGACCCACUGAAAUUAGCAUGUCUAACUCAGCCA